GGGCGGUGGAGGAGGAGGAGCCUGCCUAUAAAGGGUGCUCGCCGGCCGCUGCGCUAAGGAUCGCCCGGGCGAGGAAGGGGGACCGGAGCAGCAGCAGCGGCGCUGAGGAAUCUGGAACAGCUUUCUGGAGGCAAGAUGACCCCAACUUUCCUGCUCCCGCUGCUGGGACUCCUCCUUUCCUGGGAGGGGGGCUUUUGCCUUGUUCCUCCCAAUAAACUGCAACAAAUGUCUGAAACGGGGAGCAAGUACAUUGACAACGAGGUGGAGAACGCCAUCAAUGGAGUCAAGCAGAUGAAAACCCUCCUGGAUGAAUCCAACAAAGACCACCAGCAGAUGCUGAAUACCUUGGAAGACACGAAGAAGAAGAAAGAGGAGGCCCUCUUCCUUGCCAAGGAGACUGAAAUGCAGCUGACUGCAAAACAGGAGGUCUGCAAUGAGACCAUGUUGGCCCUUUGGGAAGAGUGCAAGCCGUGCCUGAAACAGACCUGCAUGAGGUUCUAUUCCAGGACAUGCCACAGUGGUGCCGGCCUGGUGGGCAGGCAGCUGGAGGAGGUCCUAAACCACUCCUCUCCUUUCUCCUUCUGGGUGAAUGGAGAGCGUGUGGACUCCUUGAUGGAUGAGACCGAAGAGCAAGGCCGGAGAUUACAUGAUCUGGAGGAACGCUACACGGUGAUGGCAGAGGGUGUGGACCACAUCUUCCAAGACAGCCAGCAGGCCUCCGGGCAUUUCUCCUCCUCCUUCCUUUCACCCUUCAGCAUCUUCGCAGAUAACAUUUGGAAUCCUUUCCGCAGUUUACGUGGCCCUGUUCCUGGUUCCAGAGUCGUCAGAAAUGUGCACCCCUUCUUCCCAAGCCAUCCCUUCCGCAGUUAUGACUUCACCCAGCUUUUCCAGCCAUUCUUUGAAGCUUUUGAGAAUGAUCAAUGGCUGGGGGGAAGCCAUGGAAGUUGGCUGGGUGGAUUCCCAACAGAGGCUCGCAAUUUCAGCAGCGACCGCAUGGUGUGCCGUGAGAUCCGACGGAAUUCUUCAGGCUGCUUGCGGAUGAAGGAGAAGUGUGAGAAGUGUCAGGCAAUCUUGGAUGUGGAUUGCUCCCAGACGGAUCCAAAUCAGAGCCAGCUCAGAGAGCGCUUUGAGGAUGCUCUGCGUAGAGCUGAACAGUUUAGCCGGAUGUACGAUAAUCUCUUCAAGACCUUCCAAGAGGAAAUGUUUAACACCACGAGGCUUCUUGACCAACUCAAUUACCAGUUUGGCUGGGUCUCUCGUCUAGCCAACCUCACCUGGAACAACAACCGGCCUCUGCAGGUCACCGCGGUUCUUUCCACAUCCUCCAGUCCGGUGGACUCAUCCCAGCCAUCUGACACCGAGGUGACUGUCCAGCUGUUUGACUUGGAGCCCCAGCGCCUGACUGUGCCUGGAAACAUUACUUGGCAGAAUCCCAAGUUCAUUGAAAUAGUGGCAGAAAAGGCACUGCGCAGUUUCAGGAACAAUGACGUGAUAUAAUUGUUUCUGCGGCUUGGAUCUUUGGCCACGACAAGGGAGAGAAAGAAGCCAUAGCCUUCUGCCAUUCCCGCCUUUCCGCCUCGUAGCUCUCCUUGCGCCACAGCAGAGCCGUGCCCACCAGGUCUCAUCCGUUUGCACUUGUAGUUCACACACUGUGUCGCCUGCCCUAAUUUUGCUGCUGGGUCUUAGCUGACCCAAAUCUGAAAUAAAAGAUUUAGGCCUGA
Molecule: messenger RNA, 1721 nt
Organism: Eublepharis macularius
Lineage: Eukaryota; Metazoa; Chordata; Lepidosauria; Squamata; Eublepharidae
Gene: CLU
Product: clusterin
Exons: 9
Coding region: 136-1497 (453 amino acids)
Source: RefSeq, a predicted model, not a curated record